Pecten maximus is the source of this 2544-nucleotide messenger RNA. RefSeq names its product carbonic anhydrase-related protein-like. The coding region runs from base 402 to 1283 and encodes 293 amino acids. The transcript has 10 exons. The record is from RefSeq and is a predicted model, not a curated record. Gene Ontology annotation, molecular function: zinc ion binding; carbonate dehydratase activity. NCBI's taxonomy places the organism in Eukaryota, Metazoa, Mollusca, Bivalvia, Pectinida, Pectinidae.
UAGAUGUAAAUAGAGAUUCACAGUCUAAUACCGCUGGCUAAGUUGACGGAUUUACCUGCAAUAGGGCAGUCUCGAGAUGGCCGUGUUAUUCCUAUAGUGACGAAAGGUCCCGUUGUGCAGGUAUCGGCGAGGACCUGCAGUCAACAUCCGGUCUGUGGUACUCCACGCCAGAGUCUUCCCUGUUAAGAUAAUGAGAUUUUGAUAAGAAGGUCGUGUCUAACAUCGCCUAGCUCCCAGGUAAAUGGUCGGUGUCUCCUUGCUAUCCAGUACGAUCUCAACCCAGUCGUAAGAAAGUGAGGUUUCGACAGAUCGUCCCCCAGGGGGCUCCAAGACCUGCCCUAAAGCACCUGACCCGACCCCCACACAGCCACUCCAGACUUUCCUUUCCAUUCACGGCACAUAUGAUUUGUAUGGUGAGGACAGUACGCCUCAGGGAUGGCGGAAACGGCUUCAUUUACGACAGAGCAAUGGAAUGGGGAAAGGAUUUCCCAUCAGCAAAUGGCACUCGUCAGUCCCCAAUAGACUUCAUGUCAUCCGGGACACAAUACGAUGCUGCGCUGGCUAAGUCACCCCUGGCCAUCAACUACUGUACCUCACGGGAGACGGACAUCCUCAACAACGGACAGAACGUGGUUGUGUAUCCAAAGAGUAAAGGAGCGGAGACAUCCGUCCGGUUUGAUAUGGCUCAGCGAUCCACUAUAUCGGGCGGACCUCUUUCACUUGGACAUGAGUUUGAGCUUUCGGAGAUUCGGUUCCACUGGGGUUCAUCUAACAGCCGUGGAUCUGAGCAUCGCGUUAACGGGAAGGCAUUCCCCAUGGAGGUUCAGUUUAUACACUGGAACGCCAGCUUGUAUUCCAGCAUGGAGGAUGCUUGUGGUAAGCCUGACGGAACGGCUGCCGUGUGUCUGUUUGUUCAGAUAGGAAGAGAAAAUGCAACCGUUAAGUCGCUCAUCAGCGAUGCUCUCUGUGACGUCAUUUUCAAGGGGCGACAGAAAACAACUAAUACUCCGUUUAAUCCCGUCUGUCUACUUCCAGACCCAGACCUACGGGACUACUGGUCCUAUGAGGGGUCGCUGACCUUCCCUCCCUGUCACGAAAAUACCACGUGGAUCAUGCUCCGGUACCCACUUUUAGUGUCCCCGGGACAAAUAGAGGAGUUCCGUCGACUUUUGUGUUACUGUAAAGGGGAUUCCCCAGGAAAGGGGUCAAGUGGACGACUGGUGGAUAAUUUUCGACCUGUACAGCCCUUGAAUGGGAGAGUAGUGAGGGCCUCGUUCCAGUAAAAAAGGUUGUGACUUAUAGGGACACGGAUGUCAGGAAGAGUGUGCGUCAUUCAACCAGUCAAAACUUAAUACCAUGUGCCUAAAAAACUACAGUGUACUUAGAAAACCAGUGGAGCUGUAGUCUGUUUCUCUUUAACAGUGGCCGACAUUGGCUUUCCUUAACUCAAUUGACGUCACCAUCUUAUGUAAUGAAUGUGAUGUUUUAUGAUUACGGUGUUGUUAUUUUGGAUUCGCCAACAUGGCCAAUAGCUUUAAGUGUAACAGUCUUUACAGGCGACACAAUAACAUACCGUAUUGAUAUCACGAACAUGAUACUGUUAUACAUAUAUCAUAUAAUUAUCUGAUGAAGGAAUGAUCUAACACAACGGUUUUAUUGACAUUAACACUAUAAAAUGACGUGGUGAAGUUCAGUUUUAUAAAACAUUGACUGUAUCAGUUGUGAAUAAGCCGUAUUAGAAAACUUACCUGUACUGUAAAUAGCGUAUAGGACGCGUGUAAUAACAAGAAUGUGACGUCAAAAAUAAUUUACGUCACGCGACUGUCUCGGUAAUGAAAAAAAGUCCCCCAAUGUCGAAAAUCGUCCGUGUUAUACUGAAACACACUGGGACUUUCGCCUAUCCUAUGUAUAAUGUGAUCAACUGAAUUUUACACUCGUUUCAACAAAUAUUGAAAUGAUCAAAUCUAGUUGAAUAAAAGUGAGUGGCUUAAAGGUUCUCACAUAUCAAAUUAUUGAGCUCUUUUAAUGCAUUAUUAAGAUACUCUACAUAAAUUCUGGUACUUUGAUUUGGUCAUUUAACCAUUUUGAUGACUGUAAGACUAGGGACAUGUCUCGCUUUGUAUUAUAAAAAAAUAGAUUGAGAUAACUAAUUCUUAUAAGAUAAGUCUAGACAUGUCUCUUUGGUAGGACUGGGUUUGUUACAGAAGCUUGGCUAUAUAAAUAUAUGGAUAGAUAGGUCAAUGUGUAAUAAGUACCUGCAAAGCGAAAGUACAAUCAUACAUUUUGUAGAUGAGGUCAUGUAGAGUAAGUAUAUCGUCUCUAUCUUGUACAGUAUGUGUGUUGUGUGUAAACGGAGUACAUAGCUGCCUUAAAUUACAUGUUGUAAUAUGUAUAUGUUCAUACAGGAGAUAGAAAUCUAAUGCUAACUUUUUUUGUGAUAAUGCAAGUUGAUAGCCUAUAUCAAGCAUUAUGUCUCUGUAUGCAUAUUUGAUUGUUUUCACCAUGUGAUAUUAAAUGUUGAUUAUUAUAUUGUAGACAAAGUUA